Messenger RNA from Darwinula stevensoni, 948 nucleotides. The record is from the annotation of a GenBank genome assembly. NCBI's taxonomy places the organism in Eukaryota, Metazoa, Arthropoda, Ostracoda, Podocopida, Darwinulidae.
AUGAACAAGGACAUAAAUGCCUUUCGUAACCGAGAAAUGGCGGCCCUCACGUGUCACGUGCUCUGCAGAGUCCGGACAGUCCUCGUCUCCCCGAUCUUGCCGGCGAGAUGCUUCGGGAAGGAAGCGUCCGGGGUGGCUGUUGGCGUUUCCCGUUGCCGUUCGUCGGGGGUCGUGCUUCGCGGGCAGUUUGCGAGGCAUCUUGCGGGUGGGCGGGCGGGGGAAGAGAAACCGAAAACGCAUUUUGGGUUUCAGGAUGUAACCGAAGAGGAGAAGUCGCAGAUGGGAGAUGUGGCCAUCAGGAUUGCACGGUUUGCCAAAAUUCUGAGACCACGGCCAGGUGAUGCAGACCCUGCUCAAAGGGCUGAAGGUCAAAUUAUUGUUUGUGAUAUUAACAAGGCAAUGCUCAAUGUGGGGGAGAGAAAGGCUGAACGUAUUGGGCUUGCAAAUGUGAUCACUUGGAAAGAAGGUAAUGCUGAGGAUAUCCCAUUUGAUGACAACUCAUUUGAUGCUUGUACCAUUGCAUUCGGUAUAAGGAACUGCACUCAUGUGGAAAAGGUACUUCAGGAAGCAUACAGAGUCUUGAAGCCUGGUGGACGUUUCAUGUGUUUGGAAUUCAGUCUUGUGAAGAACUCCCUUCUUAGAUGGCUGUAUGAUCAGUACUCCUUCCAAGUCAUCCCAGUUCUAGGGCAAGUUCUUGCCAGAGACUGGGACUCCUACCAGUAUCUUGUGGAGAGCAUCAGACAGUUCCCCCCUCAGGAGGAGUUUGAAGACAUGAUGAGGGAAGCAGGAUUCCAGGGAGUUUAUCAUGAGAACCUAACUGGUGGUGUUUGUGCCAUUCACUCAGGGUUCAAGCUGUGAUUCUUCUGGUGCAAAUGUGUCCCCUUCUCUCACCUGCAAGUUUCAGUGUCUGGUCAUUUUCCUCUCAAAUAAACAUGAUGGCAUUGCACC